This is a messenger RNA of Rotaria socialis, 1434 nucleotides long. The record is from the annotation of a GenBank genome assembly. Lineage: Eukaryota; Metazoa; Rotifera; Eurotatoria; Philodinida; Philodinidae.
AUGGCUAUACUUAGUAUUCCUACAGUCUUUCCUGAAGAAAUACAAAGUCCGACUUUUGAUCGAACACGAACAAGUUUGAAAUUAGUUGAUCCAAUGGAUAACGAUCAAUCAUUACCAAUAAUGCAAACAACUGUUCUAAGAAUUGUACCUCGCUUUAAAAUCAUAGCAACAAUAGAUGAACCAACCAAAGUUUUCUAUCAAAAUAAAUCACAAAUGAAGUCUAGCAGUUCUCCUGAACUGAUCAAAGAAACAGGAACAACUCAACAGAUUACUAGCGCUGAAGAUUUUGAUCGUGAACCAUCGGCUUCUUCUGUAUCUCAGAAGUUGAUUUUAAAAACCUCUCGAGAUAGAGACGAAAGAUCAAAGCCGAAAAUAUAUGAAUCAUCUAUAUCUUGUGGCUCGUCUCUACCAUCUUCAAAUAUGAAACAAAAACCUUCUACACGUCUUGAUUUCAAUCAAGUUCAAUAUCUUGCCGAAGUAACUGCUAAAAGAAGCUCAUCUCUCUCUAAUACUCGGUCUCUGUUUGACCAAACAUUCAAUAUUUUUGAUCCCAAUGGUUUCUUUGAAAUAGUAUCAAUUAACUCUCAUUCGCCUCAAUUUCAACAUUAUAUAAAACCAAUGCGCUACGAGCCCAACGCUCCCAACGCUAACAACAAGCAAACAUCAAGAUUAUAUUCACAAAAUCGUCUUCGCCAGAAAUCCAGUAAAAGUACUGAUUCAUAUACUGUUCCUGAUGAAUAUAAUCGAGUAAAUAAACAGCACUUGAACAAAAACCGACAUACUUCAUGGUCGCCAAUCAGAAAAUAUACUAAUCAACGACGAGAUUAUACACCAACAAUAAACAAAAGAAAGGAAAAUUCUUCGUUGUUGCCAUCGCGUUCUCCCGUUUCAUUGGUCAAACCUCAUUUAGAAAAUUCUUUUUCUAAAAAACCUGUUCGUAGUCCUCAUCACAUAUCUCGAUUAUCUCAAUACUCUUCUACUCUGCCUGUUAGUGGACAAUCUCUAACAUCUGUUACUUCAGCGCUACAAGAAAAUGAUAAGAAACAAGAUAAUGAGAGUAUUUCAAAAUCUGAUCUACCUGAUACAAUACAUCAAGAAGAACAUGACGAAACAAUACAACGCUAUGAUAGACUAUUGAAAAAAAUGCGAUCUACGGAUGAACAACUUCGAUCAUCGUCUCAAGCAUGGAUCAGCAAUAUACCACAAAAACUGCGUAUUAAAAUGGAUCGAAGAUCGAGUUCUUCGGUGAAUAAAAUACAAAAUAAUGGACACUAUUUUUCACCUAUAAUUAUUCAAAUAUCUUUCAUCAUUAUGGUUAUCUUCAGUUUACUUUUUGUUUAUUUCUUUCAUGAAAUUAAUAGGUGGUGUAGUGAAUAUCCUGCUUCUGCUGCGCUCAUGUUUGAACAGCAUGAUGAUGAUACGUCGAACUUUUGA